CAGGGUACCACCUAUCAGUGCUGUCAAUCAGUGCCACCUAUCAGUGCCAGUCAAUGCCGCCUAUCAGUGCCAGUCAGUGCCACCUAUCAGUGCCAGUCAGUGCCGCAUAUCAGUGCCAUCAGUGCCGCCUAUCAGUGCCAGUCAGUGCUGUCUAUCAGUGCUACCUAUAAGUGCCGCCUAUCAGUGCCAUAUAUGAGUGCUGCCUUUCAGUGCCCAUCAGUGAUGCCUGUCAUAGCCCAUCAGUGCCACCUACUAGUGCCUCCUUGUCAGUGCCCAUCAGUGCAGCCUAUCAGUGCCCAUCACUGCAGCCUCAUUAGUGCAUAUCAGUGAAGGAGAAAAAUCACUUAUUUACAACAUUUUAUAA
Molecule: messenger RNA, 364 nt
Organism: Staurois parvus
Lineage: Eukaryota; Metazoa; Chordata; Amphibia; Anura; Ranidae
Source: the annotation of a GenBank genome assembly